CUCCGGCGCGGGCAGCGAGCGGCGCGUUUUGUAUCGCAGAGAAGGCGUCUCCGCGAACGCGUCAGGGCGCCCGAACGCAGCCUGUGUGCGACGCUUCGCCUCUCGAUUCGCUUCCCUUUCCGCGUGGUGUUUGUCCUGCGUCGAAAAAAAAAAUUGUGCGGUUCGCGCUGGCUUCCCGUGCCGCGAGUGUUUCCCAACGGCCAAGACGACGAAGACGGUGUUGCUUCGCGCCCGUUGGCGAGCGCUAGCACGAGAACGCGACCGGCACGCGACUGCGGCCGCUAGACCACGGCGCAUUUCCCGGAGGAAGCGGUUCGCAGCAGCCGCCGCGGCGCGCGCUCGUGAAGAAAGGAAAUCGGCGGUGCUGCUGCGGCUCGCGACCGUAGCAUGAUAGCCGAGCGAUGGCACGCCAGUGUGAUCGCCGCCAGUGGUUCCUCAAUCUGUGGAUAACGGCCUGUAGGAUUACUGCCACCUUUCUCAUCGCCCUCGUCGUUUGCAGUGUGGACGCCGCGGAUGCAGCGUCCAGUCACGGAGGUGGUGGUGGCCGUGCGCCUCGCAUCACGGAACAGCCGGUGGACGUGGUGGUCCGAAAGCACGAGCCGGUGACGCUCCGGUGCGGCGCCGAUGGCGACCCUUCUCCGCGAAUCGCGUGGUUUCACGAUGGGAGGCCCGUGCGCAACUCAGCCACGCGCAUGGUUCUGCCCGAAGGACAGCUGUUCUUCCUGCAAGUGCAACACAGCCGCCGGGAACAGGACACGGGACUCUACUGGUGCACAGCCACCAACGCGUUGGGCACGGUCCGCUCCCGAAACGCUAGCGUCGAUCUCGCCGUUCUUCGCGACGAGUUCCGGCAGCUGCCCAAGAGCGUCCACGUGGCGGCGGGCGAUUCGGCGACGCUAGAGUGCGUGCCUCCCAGGGGCCACCCCGAGCCCACAGUCACCUGGUUCAAGGACGGCGUCCAGGUGCAGCCGGGCACGGGGCGCGUACGCCUCCUGGCCCAGGGCGCGCUUCUGAUCGCCGACGUGCGACCCUCCGACCAGGGACGCUACGUGUGCCGGGCGGCCAACAUGCUCGGCACCAGGGACUCGCCGCCAGCUCUGCUCUCGGUGCACACGAAGCCCUAUUUCGUCCGGGUCCCGGAAGAUGUGACGUCACUUGCGGAAGAAUCCGUCGAGUUCCAGUGUAAGGUGAAUGGCGACCCCAAACCGACGGUCACGUGGAGGAGGCAGGAUGGCAAGAUGCCCGUUGGCAGGGCCUAUGUUCAAGAGGACAAGAGUCUGCACAUCAAGAAUGUUGCUCUCGCAGACGAGGGAACAUACAUUUGUGAAUCAGAAAACAUUGUUGGCUCAGUCUCUGCUUCGGCGACAUUAACUGUGCACUCGCGUCCAACAUUCCGCCUCACACCCCAGAACCAGAAAGUGGGGCUCAACGGUGUCGCCAAGUUUGACUGUCUCGCGACAGGCAACCCCCCACCCUCCGUGUUCUGGACCCGAGAAGGCAACCAGGUGCUGAUGUUUCCGGGCAAGUCACACGGCCGCUUCUCGGUGAGUAACGAAGGCACGUUGACCAUCUCUGGUGUGCGAAAAGAAGACCGUGGCUACUACGUCUGCUCGGCGCUCUCCGUGGUGGGAUCCAGUAUGGCCAAGGGUCACCUGGAGGUCACCGCGUUGGCCGACUUGCCCCCUCCCAUCAUACGGCUUGGACCGGCCAAUCAGACUCUGCCGCUGCACACGGCCGCCCAACUGCCUUGCGAGGCGGCUGGCACGCCCAAACCCACAGUACAGUGGCUGUACAACUCAGCGCCACUAAGGAUUGAGGAUCGCGCCCGAUAUACACUUUCGGAGUCUGGCACCCUUCAGAUACAAGAUCUCCAAAUGCUGGACAGCGGAGCAUACACCUGCAAGGCUUCAAGCGAAAGCGGGGAGACGUCUUGGACUGCAUCUCUCACUAUUGAGUCCCCUCAUAACCCUAACGUGAACUUUCAUCGCUCUCCUGAUCCCUCAACAUUCCCUGGACCCCCGUCACAGCCAGUGCCGGUAAACACGACCGAAACUUCGAUAACGCUUGCUUGGAGACGCAGCGAGAAAGUGGGAGCGUCAUCACUCAAAGGAUACACAAUUGAGUACUACAGCAGUGAUCUGCAGAGUGGAUGGGUGCUGGCAGCCCACCGAGUACUUGCUGAAAAAUACACCAUCCAAGCUUUGCGUCCCGACUCACGCUACGUGUUCAUCGUCCGAGCUGAAAAUUCACAUGGACUGGGAGUUCCCAGUCCUCUCUCUGAACCCAUACGAACUCUAGGAAUGACGCCACAUUUCCUCCCCGAGUUCAACCUUGACGAAGCGCGCGCAAAGCUCAGCUCGUGCGUCGUGUCACUGCAAGACAUCCGGGCCGUCAGUUCAACAGCCGUCAAGCUGAAUUGGAAGAUCCAGGGCAUGAGGGAUUACGUGGAGGGCUUUUAUAUUCGGUUCCGGGACAUGAGUGAUGGCUCGCAAAAGUACAACAUGGUCACUGUGCUGAACGGUGGCGCGCUCUCAUACGUACUCAAUGACCUGAAGAAGUUCACGAAGUACGAGUUCUUUCUUGUGCCCUUCUACAGAAGUGUCGAAGGCCCGCCAAGCAACUCAAGGAAUGUUCAGACCCUGGAAGAUGUGCCAACAGCUCCACCUGAAAGUGUGGAAGUGCAAGUUCUGAAUGGCACAACUGCGACCAUUUUCUGGUCUCCUCCGCCACCUCAACACCGCAAUGGAAGGCUGAGAGGAUAUAAUGUGUACGUGGACGGAAACUCUUCUAAUAUUCACCAGAAUCACAGCACCAACGCCACGACUAACAGCCUUACAUUAAACAACCUUAAAACAGGGGCUUCUUAUGAAGCACGUGUCGUAGCGAUGACUACUGUAGGUGGUGGACCACCCAGCAGCCCCGUCCUCUUCAAAAUGGAAAGCCCAGCUGCAUCAACCUCACUUUCUACACCUUUUCAAAACAUCGUGACCCAAUCGUGGUUCAUUGCACUGUUCGGAUUCUUGCUGCUCGUGGCUGUCACUGUUUUCGUCCUUCUUCUGAUACGAAAACGACGGUUGCAACAUGCAAAAUCGCUCGCAACAGUUCCUGUACAUAAGCAAGAAGACAUCAGCAACUGUUUCAAUUCCCUCAAUGGCCGUCCUGGUCUGAGCCCUCAUGAAGCCUUGUGGAUUAACCAUAGUGCCUGGAGAUCCUCUGACCAAUCCAAGGACCCUUUUUGUGAAACCAAGCUUCUUAACAAAAUGAGCUGUGCGUCAAAUGAUCUUAACUAUUCUAGUGUCUAUGCACCUCUAAACUGUGGGAUCAAUGCGCCUGACUAUGCAGAAGUAGAUUCUCAGAGCAUGACAACUUUCUACAAAAAAGACCUCCCCUCGAUUCCAGAGCCCUAUGCAACAACCACGUUAAUUAACCCAUCACUCCAGAAAAGCCUAAACGGUUCUGCUAAGGAUGGUCGCAGUGGAAGCUCAGCGGAAGAAGGAAGCCGCAAAUCUGAGAAGGCCUUCGACUUUGACCUUGCGCGCGCAAGUGAAGAUGGCAUCACAGAUCGGCUGUUGGAAUCCGAGAAACUUGCCAGUCCCGCUAGUGACUCAGGAAGCUACACAACAGAUGAGUAUGGAAUGCCUAUUAAAAAGUGCCGCCAAAAAUUCUCGCGGGGAGGACCUUCUUCCAAGGGACCAAUGAUGAAUUGGUCUGAAAUCAUUCCCCCACCUCCUGAGCAACCACCCAGUGAGGCUGGGUCUCCAACAAAUACUCCAGCGUGCUUCCGGGAGACACCGCCUCGCAAUGUACAAUUCAAGCAGAUGAUAAGCGGAGCACAGCCAGUCUCCAACCUGAGGGGAUCCCAUGGUCCACCUCGAGUACAAACACAUUCUCCAAGAAGUACUCUAAACCAGUCCAGCAACAGCCUGGGGAGCUCCUAUGCAGACCCCUACCAAGGCGUCCCGCCAUUUUUCCCCAAGGGGCAAAGGUCCCUUCUCAUGCCAUUGCAGCCUCAACAGUCACAUCCACACCCCUCGGCCGGAAUCAAACACGACCUUGAGCUGAGAGCUCCGCAGAGCAACGCCACAUCCAAAUAA
Molecule: messenger RNA, 4094 nt
Organism: Dermacentor silvarum
Lineage: Eukaryota; Metazoa; Arthropoda; Arachnida; Ixodida; Ixodidae
Product: roundabout homolog 1-like
Biological process (GO): cell-cell adhesion; axon guidance
Cellular component (GO): plasma membrane; axon
Molecular function (GO): protein binding
Source: RefSeq, a predicted model, not a curated record